AUGUGGUAGCAUUUGGACGAGAAUAAUAUACAACAAAUUAAGCCCUGAAUAAAUAUGGAGCUAAUAUUUUUUAUAAUUUUCUCAAUCGUUGCCGUAAUAUGGAUUAUGAAAGUUGCCCUAGGGAAAAUCAGAAAUCUACCACCAAGCCCCUUCCCAUGUUUACCCAUUGUGGGUCAUCUUUACCUGCUGAGAAGCCGGCCGCUCUACCGAGCCUUAGGUAAACUCUCCGCCCGCCAUGGUCCGAUGCUCAUGCUUCGCUUGGGCGCCCGAAGGGUUUUCUUAGUGUCGUCUCCGGAAGUGGUGGAGGAAUGCCUCACCACCAACGACCUUACUUUCGCCAACCGUCCCCGUCUGCUUGCCGGAAAACACCUUGGGUUGGACUACACCACCAUUAAUUGGUCAAGCCAUAAUGAUAACUGGCGUAGCCUCCGCCGCGUGGUCAGCCAUGAGCUUUUGUCAUCUUGCCAGGUACGAACCCUUAGCACCAUUCGUGCAGAAGUGGUGCACCACCUGGUUAAGAAUGUCAUGUACCCGAGAGUAGUAAGGGACGGGAUGAUGGAGAUGAAGUCGGUGUUAUUUGAGGUGGUGUUGAAUGUGGUGAUGAUGACGAUUGCCGGGAGGAGGUGUGAUGUUGAAGGGGGAGAGGCUGGGCGGUUUAUGGAGCUUGUCCAGGAGUUGUUUAUUGUGAUGGGGGCGACCCAUGUGUCUGACUAUUUGCCAUGGUGGAAGUGGGUGGGAGGGAAACACUUAGAGAAGGAAAUGGUGGCGUUAAAUGAAAAGUGGCAUGCGUUAAUGCAAGAUUUGAUAGAAGAGCAGAGGAGAAAAACCGUGGUGGAGGCGGAGGGUGGUAGCUCCGAUGAGAAGAAUAAUUUGAUUGAAUUUCUACUGAUGUCGCAACAAAAAGAACCUGAAAAUCACAGCGAUGAAGUUAUCAAGGGAUUAUUGCAGGUACUAAUAUCAGCAGGAAGCAAUACAUCGAGUGUAACAAUGGAAUGGAUGUUAUCGCUUUUGCUAAACAAUCCAGAAGCUCUAAAGAAAGUGCAGACUGAGAUCGACAAUUGUGUUGGGAAGAUCGUCUGGUUAACGAAUCAGAUUUGA
Messenger RNA from Lactuca virosa, 1098 nucleotides. Lineage: Eukaryota; Viridiplantae; Streptophyta; Magnoliopsida; Asterales; Asteraceae. The record is from the annotation of a GenBank genome assembly.